Ochotona curzoniae (black-lipped pika) is the source of this 4030-nucleotide messenger RNA. It is a transcript of the gene PTP4A1, whose product is annotated as protein tyrosine phosphatase 4A1. Lineage: Eukaryota; Metazoa; Chordata; Mammalia; Lagomorpha; Ochotonidae. The transcript has 6 exons. The record is from RefSeq and is a predicted model, not a curated record. Gene Ontology annotation, cellular component: nucleus. Gene Ontology annotation, biological process: protein dephosphorylation. Bases 622 to 1227 code for a protein of 201 amino acids. Gene Ontology annotation, molecular function: protein tyrosine phosphatase activity; protein tyrosine/serine/threonine phosphatase activity.
AGCCGCUCACUGCAUGGUAGAGUGUGGUGCCGCCGCCGCCUGCCGCCUCGCCGCCGCCGCCUGCCCUGCGUCCGCCGCCGCCGCCUGUGUCGCCGCCGCCUCGGGACCGGCUGUAUGAUUAGGCCACAAUCUUCAAUGAGUAAACAUAUUCCUCAGUUCUGUGGUGUUCUUGGUCACACAUUUAUGGAGUUUCUGAAGGGCAGUGGAGAUUACUGCCAGGCACAGCACGACCUCUAUGCAGACAAGUGAACUGUAAAAAUUUAAUACUACUCCACCAAGAAGUCCCAGUAGAAGUGGUUAACCUGGACACAGAAGGAUUGAAUUGAAAUCUACAGAGCAUUUUAGAAGAGUUCUGACCUGGAUGGGGUAAACCUCAGUGCACUUCCUUCCUGUUGCCUCAGUAUUACUGGAUUGAAGAAUUGCUGCUUCUUGUUAGGAGGUUCAUUUCAUUUCCCAUUACUUCCAACUUCAUACUCAAAGCACUGAGAAUCGCAAGUGGAGGAUAGUGAAGUAGACUUCAGUUUCUUUACGGAAUUUCUGUAUUCAGGUGUUUGUUUUUUUUUUUUUUUUUUUUUUAAUUUCAAUACCCUAGUAAGUGUUUUUUUUUUUAAGUAAAUUAACAUGGCUCGAAUGAACCGUCCUGCUCCUGUGGAAGUCACAUACAAGAACAUGAGAUUUCUUAUUACACAUAAUCCAACCAAUGCAACAUUGAACAAAUUCAUUGAGGAACUUAAGAAAUAUGGAGUUACCACAAUCGUACGAGUGUGUGAAGCGACUUAUGACACUACUCUUGUGGAAAAAGAAGGCAUCCAUGUUCUUGAUUGGCCUUUUGAUGAUGGUGCACCACCGUCCAAUCAGAUUGUUGAUGACUGGUUAAGUCUUGUGAAGAUUAAAUUUCGUGAAGAACCUGGUUGUUGUAUUGCUGUUCAUUGCGUUGCAGGCCUUGGAAGAGCUCCCGUGCUUGUUGCGUUAGCAUUGAUUGAAGGUGGAAUGAAGUAUGAGGAUGCAGUACAGUUCAUAAGACACGGCGUGGAGCUUUUAACAGCAAGCAACUUUUGUAUCUGGAAAAAUACCGUCCUAAGAUGCGGCUGCGCUUCAAAGAUUCCAAUGGUCAUAGAAACAACUGUUGCAUUCAAUAAAACUGGGGUGCCUAAUGCUGUUGCCUUGGAAAUAAAAGAGACGGGAUCUAAUUUGACAUACAUACUAGCCAACAUUUUGGCUAGGUGAAUAAGUUUAAUGAUGCUUCCUAAGGGUAAUGGAAUCAGUUUAGCAGGCCACAAGUUUGACAGAAUUGCAGCCUCUGUUUGGAUCAUAGCCAACCUGUUUGGACAUUUAGCAAAAGAUUCUUGCUGUUUAGCAUUUAAAAUGUGCUUAUCAUUUGUACCAGUUGACCUUUCCUGAAAUCAUGCAGUACUGAGUUGUACCCUAAGUCUGUCCCAUGCCAGAAUUUUAUCAGUACACAAGAAAUUUAGAAAAUUUAGGUGCCAAAAUACCCAGCACAAUACUUGUAUAUUUACUAUCAUACAGAAUUAAAAUCCCAUGAACUAUGAACUCUUGACCUUAUGUGGUUUCUUCCUUUAGUCAUUUCAGACAUGGAAAGUAGGGACUAUCUGGUUAUUUGCUUGCUUUUACUUUAUGUCUCCCACAUUCAUACCAGUGUACAUCAGGUUUGCUUAACCAUUGAUUUUUUUUUUUUUUUUACCAAUUAUUAUUUAAUAUGUUUCUAUAAAUUUAUUUUUUGCUAUGAAUAGGAAACCUCCAUUUGGAAAAUCUACAUUGUACAGAAGCACAUGUCUUUAAAGUCUUCAGACAAAAAAAAAGCCUUACAGUUAAUUUAAUGUUUGCACUCAGAGGUGCAGCUUAACAGGGAGGGCCUGAAAAAAAAAAAAAGAAUGGGAGGGGGCUAUUAACUAUUUUUUAGUAAAACGUUGCCUUUGUCUUGUGCAGAACAUGUAGAAUAUGCUCUUUAAGUUAGUAAAUAUUUUUUUAAGAGGUAGAGAUGCUUUGUUGUAGCUUAAAAUUCUUAAUCAUAAAAUUUCUGAAAUUCCUGUAAUUUUUCCAUACUUAUCAAAAGUUGUUUACCAACUUAUUUUGUUUGAAGUGUGAUUUUUUUUUUCUUCCCAACCUCUUGGCAAAAAAAAAAAAAAGUGGGUUUCUGCUUAUGGUUUGAGCAGACAUCUAAUAUUUUAUAUGCCUUUUGAGCUGUGUAACUUAAUAUUUGAAUACUUGAUAAUUUGUUUUAUUAUGUAAUUGAUAAAAUGGUGAUGUGUAUUAAUGUUAGUUCAACCAUAUAUUUAUACUGUCUGGGAAUGUGUGGUUAUAGUUCUGUGGGAGAAAUAAUUUCAGUGUUCACCAGCUUGUAAAAACUUAGUGCGAGAGCUUAAGCAUCUAAAUAAAUAAUGAAAUGCAUUUAUCAUUGAGAUUGUUUUGCUUAAAUUUAACUUAUUUUGCAGAUAAAAUGAAUUGCACUUUGCUUAAUGCCAUUCAAUGUAACGUGUCCUCACAAUUUUUCUUUAACAAAUGAAGAAUCAAAUGAAGUGAGCAUUUUACCAAGCUUGUAGACAAAACCUAGUGCGCACUGUUAAAUACUAAAAAUGCUAUUUAUUAUAAGCUUUUUAAGGGUAUAGAUAAUUUUGAAUCAGUGUGUACUGAAGAGCAUAAUAAAGGAAAGCCUUGAUUUUUUUUUUUUAAAGCUCACUUGCAUUGCUAAUGGUGUUACAACCUCUGGACCUCAGUUUAUUCAGUUACAAAUUAAUAUUUUAGAUUUUUUGAUUGAUUUGAAUUUUUAUUUGACCCAUAAAUACUGAAUACUAAGUUUCAGUCAUUUAACAUGUACUUUCUCGUUAAAGCAGAUAGUUAGCAAAUACCAGUUUAAAAGUGUAGAAGACAAAAUUGAAGUCAGAAGUGGUCCUCUACCUUGGAGUUCUAAGGAAUUUACUAUCAUGCCAGUUCAGUUAGGACUUGGUAUAUUCCAUCCUUGAAAUUUUCCAGUGCAAGGAUAGAACCCUGGAGAUCCUUGAGUAUUUUAAGUCUUUGUGAAAGAUCAUUGAGUUUAAUAAAUUAUACACCAUUCAGUAAUCCAUAAAACAACAUUUAUUGAAAGGGGAGAUGCCAUCAUGAUUAAUGAAAAAUAUCUCAAGUUUGGAAGGCUGAGUUAAUUGACAGUGUUGGUUUUAUAUGGUGCUAAAAAUCAAUUUACUUUAUAAACCUUAUCUGUACAAUAUAUAACAUGAAAUUUGCUUUUUAUUCAAAUAUUUUGUAUCUUGUAAAUAUGGCUGACAUCAGGAAUAUCUACAAUAUUAAUACAUCCUGAAGAAUUCCUUUUAUUUAACAAGAAUUGAAGGAAUUAUGAGUUGAGUUCCUAAAUACAAGUUAACAGAUGUUUUUCCAAAGUUUGACCAACGGGUUUGUAUACCCUGAUGAAGAUGUAAAUAACUAGUUGUCUAGGCUUGUCUUUAGAAACCAUGUGACUGGUGUAAUUAAUGACGUUGCUGAAUUAUAGCAAGAGAAUAGAAUCUUUUCUGGAAAGAACCCUAGAAGUAGGUGCCAUUGGUAAUUCCACAGUGCACUGCAUUGUAAUUGAUCUUUGUUGCUCCUUGGGCAGUGCUGUCCCAUUUCCACGCGUGUACCCCACUCUAUACUUAACAGCGGCCUGAGUGGGCAUGAAGUCACCUACUUGCAUCCUCCAGAGCAAGGAGGCUGUAGAAUCUCAGAUCUGCUGUUUGCCAGGGUCACAAGCAUUGCAGAGGACAUGAGAGUACCCCAGUCUCCCAGAACCACGCCCCUACCCAAGAGAUUGCUUUUUUAAGGAGUUUCAGGAAAUAUAAUUUAGACUGCUUUGAAGGGACGGUGGAUUUUAAUAUGUAAACAGUGAAGGUCUUUUAAAUUAAGUUACACAUGUAUCUGCUAAACAUGUUUAUACUCUGAUGAUCCCUUGAAUUAAUGUUUGUGUAUAUAUAUAUAUAUAUAUAUAUAUGUGCCUCUCCUUACAUCUGAAUCGAAAAUUAAAGAUUGGUUUAAAAGUGCUUGA